Messenger RNA from Acipenser ruthenus (sterlet), 1199 nucleotides. RefSeq lists its product as uncharacterized. The record is from RefSeq and is a predicted model, not a curated record. The transcript has 2 exons. Lineage: Eukaryota; Metazoa; Chordata; Actinopteri; Acipenseriformes; Acipenseridae. The coding region runs from base 427 to 1182 and encodes 251 amino acids.
GACCAGGACAGUGAUAUUUGGAAAUUUACCUAUUUUCCAGAACAUUCCAGAUAGAUUCAGUGCUGAGUAAACUUGGAGUAACUUCUAGAACUUUCCAGUAAUAUAAAUAGUAGUAUAAAUACAGGGGCCUUAAGCCCACCAGUUCAGUUUAGUUCCAGCUGCCUAAGUGGAUACAUAUCUGCAUUUUUCUGAGAUGGCAUCAAGAGGCUGCAAGCAUCCGGCAGACGCAUUUUGCUAUGUCUGCGGCCAAUUUAUCAAGACAAGAGCGAAAAAGUACUCCGUGGAAGCAUCUGCUAAGAUGUGUGAGGCCUACAAGACAUAUUUUGGCAUGCCUGUCGGGGAUCAAGACAAACCCUGGGCACCUCAUUUCACCUGCGAGCACUGCAAAAAACUCUGGAAGGAUGGUACAGAGGGGAAAAGAGAGCCAUGAAGUUCGCUAUCCCAAGAAUUUGGCGGGAACCCACUGACCACUCAAGCAACUGCUACUUCUGCAUGGUGGACCCUUCCAAGCGGACCGAGUUCUCUGUGGGGAGGAACAACGUCAAGUGGGAGCCACUGGUGGACCCCCGGAAGGUGCUGAUGCCACCACUGCACAUCAAAUUGGGCCUUAUGAAACAAUUUGUCAGAGCUCUAGAUAAGGAGUCGGCAGCCUUCAAGUACCUUCAAGACUUCUUCCCUAAGCUGUCUGAGGCAAAAGUCAAAGCCGGUGUCUUUGUCGGACCACAGAUAAAGAAGAUCCUGGAGUGCAAGGAAUUCUCCAAGAAGCUCACUAGUAAGGAGAAAGCGGCUUGGAACAGCUUUGUCGCAGUGGUUUGGGGCUUCCUGGGCAAUCACAAGGCCCAAAACUAUGUGGAGCUGGUUGAGACUCUGGUGAAGAACUAUGGCACAAUGGGCUGUAGGAUGUCCCUCAAAGUCCAUAUCCUUGAUGCUCAUCUUGGUAAAUUCAAGGAGAACAUGGGAGCGUACUCGGAGGAGCAAGGCGAGCGCUUCCACCAGGAUAUACUGGACUUUGAAUGCCGCUACCAAGGACAGUAUAACGAGAACAUGAUGGGAGACUACAUUUGGGGGCUGAUUCGUGAAAGUGAUUUACAGUAUAAUCGUAAAUCUCGAAAAACUACUCAUUUUUGUAUUACUUUAGUAUUGGUACAUGUUAAUUUGGAUUCAUAUGUUGUUUUUUUCUGACUUUAUGUGAACGAAGA